Nematostella vectensis (starlet sea anemone) is the source of this 1875-nucleotide messenger RNA. Its product is annotated as 4-hydroxybutyrate coenzyme A transferase. NCBI's taxonomy places the organism in Eukaryota, Metazoa, Cnidaria, Anthozoa, Actiniaria, Edwardsiidae. The transcript is spliced from 9 exons. Gene Ontology annotation, molecular function: acetate CoA-transferase activity. The record is from RefSeq and is a predicted model, not a curated record. Bases 123 to 1589 code for a protein of 488 amino acids. Gene Ontology annotation, cellular component: mitochondrion. Gene Ontology annotation, biological process: acetate metabolic process.
AUCCCUGUCAUCGGGUGGUGUAGGAGCGUAGCCGGAUGAUCAAGUCUUCCAUCUUGAACCACGGAUUUGUCUAGAAAUAAACCUCUCUUCCUUUACGAAGAGCGAUUUUACAAAUCCACAAAAUGCUAGCGACGAGGCUAGCCCUGAGUCGAGCUGUCAAGCCAAGAUUUGUUCGACCGGCAGUUUCUUCGUGGAUUUCUGUACGAAAUCGCGAGGCUGGGGAAGCGAGUUCAAACCGUCCCUACUACACGUAUUCCUCGGAGCCAUUCCAUCCGCUGCCAGGUCGAACUCCGGCAUGGAAAUCACCCGAAGAAGCCGUGCAAGUUAUAAAAUCAGGCAUGAAGGUGUUUGUACACAGUGCCGCCGCCACACCCAUCCCUCUAGUGGAAGCCAUGGCCAAGUGGGGCAAGAAGGCCAACCUGCAAAAUGUUGAGGUCAUCCAUAUUCAUAUAGAAGGGAAUGCAGAGCAUACCAAGGAGGAAUAUGAAGGGAUCUUUCGUGACAACUCUUUUUUUAUUGGGGCCAACUGUAGGAAAGCUAUCAAUGACGGCAGAGCUGACUGUACUCCAAUCUUUCUUAGUGAGAUUCCUCUUGUUUUCCAUCGUAAUCUGAUUGAACUAGAUGUUGCCCUGAUUCAAGUCAGUCCCCCUGACAAGCAUGGCUUCUGUACUUUGGGCCCUAGUGUUGAUGUCACAAGGGCAGCUUUACAAAAUGCAAAAUAUAUUAUUGGGCUUGUGAACCCCCAGUGCCCUCGAACACAAGGUCCCGGAGGCAUUCAUCAGUCACAUCUAGAUGUUCUCUGUGUCGCUGACUUCCCUCUGCCUGAACACAAGACUGGAGUGCCCAGUGAACAAGACAGGAAGAUUGGGAAGUACAUCGCAGAGAAUUUGGUGGCUGAUGGUGCCACCUUGCAGAUGGGAAUUGGAAGUAUUCCAGACUGUUGCCUAGCUGAGCUAAUGGACCACAAGGACCUUGGUAUCCAUUCAGAGAUGUUCAGUGAUGGUGUUGUUGACCUGGUAGAGCGUGGAGCUGUUACAAAUGCCAAGAAGAAGAUCUUGCCAGGAAGGAUUGUUGGUAGCUUUGUGAUCGGCACCAAAAAAGUGUUUGAGUUUAUUGAUAACAACCCCUUUGUAGUUAUGCUUGAUGUCGGCUUUGUAAAUCUAGUCGCCAUCUCAAGUCAAAACCCCAAGAUGACGGCCAUUAACUCCUGCAUAGAGGUCGACUUGACCGGACAAGUUGUGUCUGACUCCAUUGGCACUCGCAUGUACUCAGGUGUGGGGGGUCAAGUAGACUUCUUACGAGGUGCAGCCCUGGGCUAUGAUGGCCUGGGGAAACCCAUUCUUGCGCUGAACUCAACUACAAGCAAAGGCGAAUCAAAAAUCGUACCAUUCAUCAAACAAGGCGCUGGCGUGGUGACGACACGUGCGCAUGUGCACUACGUUGUGACUGAGUAUGGUAUCGCGCAACUCUUCGGUAAAAACCUGCGCCAGCGAGCCUACGAACUGAUCCGUAUCUCGCAUCCGAAACACCGCGAGGAGCUCGAAAAAGCCUCCUUUGACCGACUGAAAUGCAUGCCGUCACCCGACUAGGCGGCGGAUCUCACCCGACUAAGCGACAGACCUCUCCCGACUAGGCGACCGACGGACUUUUUAAUGGCAGACCAUUGCAUUCGCUACCACCAUCUACACGGAGGUCCAAUAGGAAAACAUUAAAACGUAAUUUAUUGAGCUAAAAGAUCUUGUAAUAGAAUAUAUUUUGAUAUGGUAAUAGGUUUUAAGGUAAAUUUUGCUAUUUGUUGUAAUAUAGACCUGUCUUAGCGCCGCUGUCCUAUGUUUGAAUAAUUCUAGUUUAUAUUAUAUUAUACUAUCGCACGUA